ACUAUGCGCCGGAAGUGGGUUAGCAGGGGGAGACGGAGAAGUCGGGGACUCGAGAAGGCUGGUGGCUGGCGUACACUUCAGAGUGAGCAUCUCUGUGGCGUUAGGAGGCAGCGUUUGCCAUGACGGCCCAGGGAGGCCUGGUGGCCAACCGAGGCCGGCGCUUCAAGUGGGCCAUUGAGCUGAGCGGGCCUGGAGGAGGCAGCAGGGGCCGGAGUGAUCGGGGCAGUGGCCAGGGAGACUCACUGUACCCAGUCGGUUACUUGGACAAGCAAGUGCCUGAUACCAGCGUGCAAGAGACAGAUCGGAUCCUGGUGGAGAAGCGCUGCUGGGACAUUGCCCUGGGUCCUCUCAAACAGAUUCCCAUGAACCUCUUCAUCAUGUACAUGGCGGGCAAUACGAUCUCCAUCUUCCCUACUAUGAUGGUGUGUAUGAUGGCCUGGCGACCCAUUCAGGCACUUAUGGCCAUUUCAGCAACUUUCAAGAUGCUAGAAAGUUCAAGCCAGAAGUUUCUUCAGGGUUUGGUCUAUCUCAUUGGGAACCUGAUGGGUUUGGCAUUGGCUGUUUACAAGUGUCAGUCCAUGGGACUGUUGCCAACACAUGCAUCAGAUUGGUUAGCUUUUAUUGAGCCCCCUGAGAGAAUGGAGAUCAGUGGUGGAGGGCUGCUUUUGUGAACUGGGGCAUCUAGUGCCUAUGUAUUUGGGUCUCAUUUAUAUCCUUUAUGCCCAGUGGCUCCUCAGCAUACUCUUAAUGUGUAACACAUAUUGGAAAGAACCAAAAAGCUCUUCGUGGUAGACAGAGUAUCCUUGUAGACAAGGAAAAUGUGCAUAUUACUACAAACACAAAAAAACUAUAUCACAACCUCUGACUGAAAAUAAUGUAGAAAACUUUAUUUAUGAUUCCAGUACAGAGCAAAACAACAAAUAAACCAUAACUCUAUGUAAACAAAAGAAUGGUUGCUGCUAAAUCAAAAACCAUAGCAGCAUCUUUCAAUAAAUUAAAUGGUUGAGAAUAAUGCUUUAAAAAAGUUACACAAUUUUCCCUUAAAUCUAUUUUAAUAUUUCACUUCUAUUUAACAUAAGCUAGGACAGUAAAAUUCUGGUGGAGACUUGUGGAAGAAACUAAAGAUGGAUUCAGAUUAUACAUGAUGAAAAAAAUAAACCAGACUAGAAGAGCACAUAAA
Messenger RNA from Tupaia belangeri chinensis (Chinese tree shrew), 1180 nucleotides. It is a transcript of the gene EMC4, whose product is annotated as ER membrane protein complex subunit 4. The transcript is spliced from 5 exons. The record is from RefSeq and is a predicted model, not a curated record. NCBI's taxonomy places the organism in Eukaryota, Metazoa, Chordata, Mammalia, Scandentia, Tupaiidae. The coding region runs from base 120 to 671 and encodes 183 amino acids.